AUGAGGACCUGGCAGGACAUUUUUGCAGAGAAGAUUGCAGAUAAAUGCUUAACAGAGCCAUGGACGCUUCAGAAGGAUGAUACCCUGCAGGUGCAUGUCCUCAAGACUGGCUGGAAGGAGUUUGUGCAGGGCCGUGCUCCUGGGAGGUUUCAGUGCUCCCAGUACUUUCAGGAGUGGUCUUCGGCCAAAGUUCAUGUCCUGUUCCAUGAGCCUGAAUUCAGCCUGGAGACUGUGGAGAGGCUUCUGCACAACCUGGUGCUAAAAAUCCUCAAGUAUUUCUACCAUGUGCGCAUUCAGCCCUCUGACCUCCUGGAAGUUGUGGUGGAUGUACUGGUGACAGGGCUGCAUGACAGCGCCCACUGCGAGGGCUGCCAGCUCGGCAUUUGCAUGCUCCUCUUUGUCCUGUUUUAUUUCACCUACAAGUAG
Molecule: messenger RNA, 426 nt
Organism: Nestor notabilis (Kea)
Lineage: Eukaryota; Metazoa; Chordata; Aves; Psittaciformes; Psittacidae
Product: receptor-transporting protein 4-like
Exons: 4
Coding region: 1-426 (141 amino acids)
Biological process (GO): protein targeting to membrane; protein insertion into membrane; detection of chemical stimulus involved in sensory perception of bitter taste
Molecular function (GO): olfactory receptor binding
Source: RefSeq, a predicted model, not a curated record